AAACCCAGACCUGCUCAUGAUCGAAGAUGUCUCCUGAAAACCUCUCAUCAUUCUCACUGCUAAACACUAAUGUUGUUCCUCAGAGAAUUCCCUAAAUCCUUCGCAAUCUUAAAUAGCCCCAGAUUUCUUCAAACCCAUCUGCAAACACCAUUUUCGAUUAGAUUUAUCUCUGCAAAUGCAAUAGAUAAACACUCAUUUACAAUCUCCUAUCUCAUGAAUUCAUGUGGGUUCUCUCUCCAAUCCGCUCUUUUACUUUCCAAAAGAGUUCAAUUUGAAACCCAAAAAGCCCCAAAAUCGCUCAUUGACUUCUUGAGCAAUCAUGGGUUCUUGCAAACCCAAAUCCGAAACUUCAUCCAAAACUGUUCGAACUUUCUUUUGUGCAAUCCUGAGAAAUUUCCCCUUCCUCUUUAGAUCUGUGUUUGACUUCAUCUUCUCUUCAGAUCUGGUCGACCUUGGUGGAGAGACAAGCACCCGAGGCGAUGGCAACAGUUGUGAUAGCAACGUGGGUGAUGGUGGAGGCAAUGGCAUCCGCUGUGCCAGCGACGUGAGUGAUGGUGGAGGCGAUCGCAACGGCUGUGACGGUGACGAGCGAAAGGCCUGUUCAACAAGCCUAAGAAAACCCAGAUCUGGGUUUUCAAACCCAGAUCUGGAGAGGAAGAAGGGAGAAGAGAGACUCUGAUUUUGAUUUUGAUUUUGGAGAGAAAGAAUAAGAAGUAUGAUCUGAUUGGUUUUUAGGGUUUUUAAUUUGAAAAGGAAAUGAAAGGAGAAACAAAGAAAACUGAUUUUUGGGGAAUUUGAUUGAAACUGGAAAAAGAGAAAAAAAAUUUAUGUGGGUCCCAUUAAAAGGAGAAACUAAGAAAAUGAUAAUAUGACG
Messenger RNA from Rubroshorea leprosula, 874 nucleotides. Lineage: Eukaryota; Viridiplantae; Streptophyta; Magnoliopsida; Malvales; Dipterocarpaceae. The record is from the annotation of a GenBank genome assembly.